Messenger RNA from Musa acuminata AAA Group (dessert banana), 2323 nucleotides. RefSeq names its product SCARECROW-LIKE protein 7. Gene Ontology annotation, biological process: regulation of DNA-templated transcription. Gene Ontology annotation, molecular function: sequence-specific DNA binding; DNA-binding transcription factor activity. The transcript has a single exon. Gene Ontology annotation, cellular component: nucleus. Bases 259 to 2160 code for a protein of 633 amino acids. Lineage: Eukaryota; Viridiplantae; Streptophyta; Magnoliopsida; Zingiberales; Musaceae. The record is from RefSeq and is a predicted model, not a curated record.
CCACCCUUUUUAUAAAGGCCACCGGUCCAACAACGCUCAAAACCUUCACUUCUCCCUCGCUGCUGCGCACACCACUCCCUGUCGACUCAGAAUAGCCUGACAUCAAAACUCCUCCACCUCUACAUUUCUAUCCGUCUUGGACUCUUCGGUGGUAGCUCUCCUGGCUCCAGAGAAAGCAUCUACCCACCGAAGAGUCCAGAGCUCGCACAUCGGAGGGGGUAGUAUCGGUUGCUUGACGUGGGGGAGUCGAAGAGGAUCAUGGCGUAUAUGUGCGCGGACAGCGGGAAUCUAAUGGCCAUCGCGCAGCAGGUCAUCCAGCAGAAGCAGCAGCAACAGCAGCGCCAGCAGCAGCAGCAGCAGCAGCAACAGCAGCAGCUGGUGGCUGCCUCCGUCAAUCCCUUCUCCACGAACCCCCCACCGUGGGGCUCCUCGCACCAGCCCCAGCAGCAUAUGACCGACCACUUCCCCUUCGUCAUCCCCGACCCGGCUACCACCUUCGCCGAUCCCUUCGCCCCCGAUCCCGUCGCCGGCUUCGCCGCGCCCCCUGGUGGCGGCCACCUCGACCAUGGCCCCUUCCGCCUUUCCGACUUCGGCUCCUCCGCCUCUGCUGUGGCCGCCGAGUUCGACUCCGACGAGUGGAUGGAGAGCCUCAUCGGUGAUUCCCCCGCCGAGAGCUCUGACCUCAUGGGUGACCCUUGGCAGGGCGCAGCCGGCGGUUCAGGAGCCCUCUUCGCCGACGCCUUCCCCUCCUGCUCCACCGAUUUCAGCCCACCUUCUCCCCCCGCAUCCGCGUCGGACCUCAACCACGUCCUCUUCUCCGAGCACUGCGAGAUCGCUCCUCUUGCACCGGUCCAGCACCUUCACCAGACCGCCGCCGUUGUUGCCCUAAAUCGGCCUGGACCGACGGCCCACGCCCCGUCCUUCGAUCCGCCGGAACUAAACAAGAACUCCGGCGGAGCCGCCGUAGUGCGAGAUCAGGCGCCGGAGAGCAGCGUCUCGUCGCAGCCUCUCUUGGAAUCCCUUCUCGACUGCGCGCGGAUCGCCGAUUCCGACCCCGAUCUCGCCGCCAAAUCCCUGAUCCAUGUCAGAGAGUCCGCUUCGGAGUCGGGCGAUCCGACGGAACGCGUCGCCUUUUACUUCGCCGAAGCUCUCUACCGUCGCCUCCAUGGAGCUCAGAGGAAGCACCACUCAUAUCCCUCCACCGCGGCAGCCCCGCCGUCGUGCUCCUCCUCCUCCUUCGAUUCGUCGCCGGAGGACUUCACCCUCUGCUACAAGGCCCUCAACGAUGCGUGCCCCUACUCCAAGUUCGCCCACCUCACCGCGAACCAGGCGAUCCUCGAGGCCACCGAAUCGGCGGCGCGGAUCCACAUUGUAGACUUCGGGAUCAUGCAGGGAGUCCAGUGGGCGGCACUCCUCCAGGCCCUCGCAACCCGCCCCAGCGGGAAGCCCUCCAGGGUCCGGAUCUCCGGCAUCCCGGCGCCAGCGCUGGGAGCCGCGGCCGCCGCGUCUCUCGCCGCCACAGGAAACCGCCUCCGCGACUUCGCUGCCCUCCUCGACCUGGACUUCGAGUUCGAUCCUAUCCUCACCCCCAUCUCGGAGCUCUCCGCGUCCACCUUCCGGGUCGACCCGGAGGAGACGUUGGCGGUCAACUUCAUGCUCCAGCUCUGCCACCUCCUCGGCGACUCGCCCGAGCCGGUGGAGCGCGUCCUCCGGGUGGCCAAGUCGCUCGGCCCCCGCGUGGUGACGCUGGGCGAGUACGAGGCGAGCCUCAACCGGGCGGCCUUCCUGGAGCGCUUCCGCACGGCGCUGGCCUACUACGCGGCCGUGUUCGACUCGCUCGACCCGGCGAUGCAGCGCGACUCGGCCGAGCGGGCCCGGGUGGAGCGGCUCCUGUUCGGGCGUCGGAUCCUGGGCGUGGUGGGUCCGGGCGACGAGCAAAUCCGACGGGAGAGGAUGGAGGCCAACGCGGAAUGGAGGGCCGUGAUGGAGCAGUGCGGCUUCGAAACCGUGCCGCUCAGCAACUACGCGGUGAGCCAAGCGAAGCUUCUACUCUGGAAUUACAACUACAGCUCCAAAUACACCCUCUCGGAUUCCGCCCCGGUCUUCCUCUCGCUAGCUUGGGGUGACCGCCCCCUCCUCACGGUUUCCUCGUGGCGGUAAUCAUCAACCAAAACUCUGACCUCUUUCGAUUAGGAAUCUAUUUGCCUCCUUCCCUCCACUGUUUUAGUCGAAUGUGUGGGUGUUUGUUUCGUCAUACGACUGUUAAUGGGACUAAUUUGUUUGGUUGGUGCCGUACUAAUAUGUAAAGAUUAGGAUUGGAACA